AUGGACACAUCUUCCACUCCGCCCAAGUCCGCAGGGCUACAAGACUACCCACCAUUACCUGAACCUGGUCCUCCAGAAGACUCAGACCUGGCUCUCCUGAAUUUCUCAGAGAGAGAACGCCUUUCUAGGUCGUGGCACGCUCGCCUUUUCACUAGGCGCUCAACGGGUGUAACGCUUCUUGAAAGGCGUAGCAGUGUACUCAGCGAAGACUCGGACGAAACCAGCUCCCAUGCGUCUGCCUCCAAUCGUGAUGUACAAAGGGAGGCUCUCGGUGGUGCCGAAACAGCGGAUGACAGUCACACACAACGUAUCGAGAGCUCCUCUAUAGAAAUACGCGUCGGCCAAUCUACAGACACCGGUCGCAUUUCGUUGCGUGAAGGUGACGUUGAAGAUCCUACAAAGGACCAACAUUUAUACCGCUGGGUAAUGGUCUACGAAAACCAGAGAGGUAUAUCAAUAUUCUCUGCACGUCGCUAUUCAACCCAGUCUUUGCUACCACGCGACCCUCCCCCUUUCUCGUUAGUAGCUCCUGGAUCGUCAUUGAUUGAAGGCCGCCCUGUCAGGAAGUCACAGCAACCGGACAUCUCUCUUGACGAUUUCCCUCUUCCCGACGGCAACUGGAGAUGGGCAAGUAAAGAGUGGAUGGUUGACAUGCGUGAAGAGACUGUACAACACGACGGUUUUGAGUAUAACUGGUUCUUCCGAUCCAAGGGAUGGCGUCCAAAGGCAGGACGUUUCAAUGGUGGAGCUUGGGUGCGAAGACGACGGUGGUUACGCCUCAUGGAACGGCCUCCUAUACGUGCAAUACAAGAGGGUGAAAUUAAGAUAUAUGCAGCCCAGACGAUCCUACAGACUUCGUUGCGAAUAGACGAGGUCUUCCGCGGAGACGAAGAGGACUGGCCUCGUGCACACAGAACAUUGCGCGAGCUCGGCCGCGACGGCCGGAAACUAGAAGUUUGGAAGGGUUGGAUUACUACUUCCAAAUCAAAAGAAAGUGAAGACCAAUAUAUCGUACGAGCCAAGGAGGCAAUUGCUAAAGCGAUUCGAGAUCACAUGGAUGAAUUACUACGCUCUUUUGUCUUCCCUCAGUCCCGGAUUGAAUUUCUUGAGAUGGUGACAGAAGGAGGCCUUUUAUCUGAGUCCGAUGUCCUUGGGUUAAGCUCUUGCUCACCAUGUUUUGUUGACCAUUCUCACCUCGAGGAAGUAUUACCAAGUAAAACAUCGGCUUGA
Messenger RNA from Fomitiporia mediterranea MF3/22, 1230 nucleotides. RefSeq lists its product as uncharacterized. The coding region runs from base 1 to 1230 and encodes 409 amino acids. The record is from RefSeq and is a predicted model, not a curated record. NCBI's taxonomy places the organism in Eukaryota, Fungi, Basidiomycota, Agaricomycetes, Hymenochaetales, Hymenochaetaceae. The transcript is spliced from 3 exons.